Messenger RNA from Clonostachys solani, 4548 nucleotides. The record is from the annotation of a GenBank genome assembly. NCBI's taxonomy places the organism in Eukaryota, Fungi, Ascomycota, Sordariomycetes, Hypocreales, Bionectriaceae.
AUGGCCCCUCGCUGGUUUGGGAAAGUCGGAUCCAGCGUCAAAAGGCUGGUGCAACCUCCCCCACCACCAUCAGCAUCGACGCCGUCUACGCCUCAGUCUGGCUCUUCAACGGCAAUCCAAGCGGUAUCUCGGCCAGCCUCCCAUCUAUCCCCUGUGACUGAUUACACUAUCUGUUCCCUGCCGACUCUGCAAGAGAGGCUUUGGAACAAGGCUUAUGAUGAGCUUGCAUCGAGCGAGCCUAAGCUGGUCGAAGGAUAUGAGAAGAUUCUAUCAGCUGAACUAGACCGAAGCAGCUCGGCCCCUGUCACCACUCAACCGAUGGAAAAUAGGAUAGGGAGAUCCCGAGAGGCUAGGUCUCACCAAAUGCAGCAAUUGGUGCAGGAAGGACUGAAACGGACGGAGAAAGUCGCGUCUUUGAAGCGAGGCAUUGGCGAAGGCUCACAGGCAGUGGAAUCAGUGAAGGAAGUGGUGGCCAAGGCGGUCCAUGCUGCUCCUGGAGCUGCUAUAGCCUGGGCCGGCGUCUGCCUUGGACUAGAGAUCCUUUCGAACCCUAUCACUGAGGCACGUGACAAUCGCAAAGGCAUUACCUAUGUCCUGUCGAGAAUGGAGUGGUACUGGAACUUGGUGUCGCUGCUUCUCGACGAGAACAAGGAUGAGCAGUCCGUCGCAGGACUGCGAGCCCAACUGGAGAACCAUAUUGCUCAGCUCUAUGAGGAUCUUCUGGCCUACCAGAUGAAGAGCGUCUGCCUUUAUCACCGGAACUGGACCGCUGUCAUCGGAAGAGAUCUCCUGAAAAUCGAUGACUGGGCUGGUCAUCUCAGCGGGAUACACGAAGCCGAGCUUGCUGUGCAAAGAGAUAUGGAACAAUACAAUACUGAAGAGAGCAAGAUGCGACUUCGAAAACUCGUCGACUCUGCAAAGGCUAUCGAGACAAAUCUGCAAGACAUCCAUUCAGCGAUCCAGGACCAAACACGCCAACAAGACAAGCGACAUCGAGAUGACAAAGAUGAACAAUGCCUCAAAGAUCUGCGCGAAACUGACCCUCGUGAUGAUAAGACACGUAUCCAAAGCACCAAAGGUGGUCUACUGAGGGACUCUUACCGCUGGAUCCUACAACAUGAUGACUUUGAGAGAUGGCGUGACGAUUCGCAAGGCCAACUGCUCUGGAUCAAGGGCGACCCUGGCAAAGGCAAGACGAUGCUUCUAUGCGGGAUUAUCGAUGAAUUGGAGAAGGAUUCCGCCAAUUGUCUGUCCUAUUUCUUUUGCCAGGCUACUGAAGACCGAUUGAGUAAUGCGACAGCCGUACUUCGUGGGCUGAUCUACCUCCUUGCUCAACAACAGCCAUCGCUUAUCCCGCAUAUCCGCCAGAAAUACGACCACGCGGGGAAGCGACUUUUCGAGGAUCUGAAUGCAUGGGAAUCAUUGUCCAAGAUCUUGACCGCUAUCCUCAGUGAUCCAAGCUUAGAGGGUGCCAUCUUAAUCAUAGAUGCACUUGAUGAGUGUAAGACAAACCGACACCAGCUUCUUGAUUUAAUUGCACGGCCUAGUCGUGCCAAGUGGAUAGUCUCCAGUCGAAAUUGGCAGGAUAUCGAGGAAAGGCUGGAUAAUGCAGAGCAGAAAGUCGGGCUGAGCCUCGAGUUGAACAAAGCCUCAACUUCCAAGGCUGUCGAGACGUACAUUGGAUACAAGGUGGAACAAUUGGCCCGCGACAAGAAUUACGACGAAGAAACAAGACAAGCUGUUGAACGUCACUUAAUUUCAAAUGCUGACGGCACUUUCCUCUGGGUAGCCUUGGUCUAUCAAGAGCUCGCAGACCCUAAGGUCAGGAAACGACAUACACUGGGCAAGCUGCAGUCAUUCCCCCGGGGGCUUGAUUCGCUCUACCGCCAAAUGAUAGAGCAUGUGCGUGAUUCAGAAGAUGCUGAGCUUUGCAGAGAGGUCUUGGCAAUUGCUUCGGUAGUAUAUCGACCCGUCAUAUUGGAUAAAUUAAAAGCUCUGGCACAGUCGCUUGCAGGCAUGGACGAGGAUGAGAUCAGAGAAAUCAUCGGCGCCUGUGGUUCUUUCUUGACACUUCGCGAGGACAUCGUCUACUUUGUGCAUCAAUCUGCGAAAGAUUACCUGCUUAACAAGGCUUUUGGCUACAUUCUACCUUCCGGCACCGCGCAUCAGCAUCAUGCUAUCCUUUUGAACUCGCUGGAACGUCUAUCAGAAACUCUUCAACGAGAUAUUUAUGGGCUAGAGGCUCCAGGAGUUGAGAUCAACAAUAUGUCAACACCCGAUCCCGAUCCAUUGUCUGGGGUUCGGUAUUGUUGUCUAUACUGGGUUGAUCAUCUCGAUGAAUCAGAACACGACACAGAGGUGGAAAAUGAAGCCCUAAGCGAUGAGGGCGUGGUUCAUGAAUUCUUUAGAAAUAAGUAUCUUUAUUGGUUAGAGUCUCUCAGUCUCUUACACAGCAUGUCAGAAGGGGUUUUGGCAAUGGAGAAACUUGUGCGUUUAAUAGAAAACACUGGAUCAAUGAAACUAAAAUCGACGAUCCGGGAUGCUCGCCGCUUCAUUCUCUCCAACAAGCGAGUUAUAGAGAUGGCUCCAUUACAGACUUAUGUGUCAGCUCUCGUGUUUAGUCCUACCAAAAGCCUAGUCAGGGAGUUUUUCAAAAAGGAAGAGCCAGAUUGGAUCAAAUUAGUCCCAAACCCUGGAUCAGACUGGGACUCAUGCCUCCAAACGCUUGAGGGCCAUAACACAUGGGUGUGCUCCAUCGCCGUCUCGCCAGAUGGGCAGCAACUUGCCUCUGCCUCCGAUUCUAGUGAAGUCAAGGUCUGGAAUAUAGCAACGGGAGCAUGCGUACAGACCUUUGAGGAUCACAAUAAGUUGUGGGUAAACUCGGUCGCCUUCAUAGACGGCCAGAGACUCGCCUCUUGCUCUAGAGACAAAACAAUCAAGGUCUUGGAUAUAGCAACAGGGAUGUGUGUGCAAGCGAUUGAAGGACAUGGCGAUCCAGUGUUUUCGGUGGCCAUUUCAGAUGGCCAACACCUCGCCUCUGGCUCCAAAGACAAAGCAAUCAAGAUCUGGGACAUAGUAACAGGUGAAUGCCUGCAAACACUUGUCGGUCAUGAAGAGGGAGUGACCUCGGUGGCUUUCCUGAAUAGCCACAAGCUCGCCUCAGGCUCUCAAGAUCGAAUGAUCAAGAUUUGGGAUAUAAGGACAGGAUUAUGUGCACAAACGCUUGAAGGGCACAGCGAUUCAAUAUCGUCGGUGGCUGUCUUAGAUAGCUGGAGGCUCGCCUCGGGCUCAUUCGAUAAAGCCAUUAAAGUGUGGGAUCUAUCAACAGGCACAUGUCUACAAACACUGGAAGGUCACACUAAAUGGUUAAGCUCAGUGGCGUUCUCGGCGGAUAGUCAGCGCCUCGCAUCAGGUUCAGGGGAUGGUAUGGUCAAGGUCUGGGAUGUACUAACUGCAACAUGUAUUGAGACUCUUGGUGGCCAUGCUGAUGCCGUGACCUCCGUCGCCUUCCUGACGGAUAGCCAGAGGCUCGCCUCCUGCUCUCGCGAUGCUACACUUAAAAUAUGGGAUACAGGGACAGACCCAUCUGCGCAAAUUUCCAACCGUUAUGGCUCUUGGCAGACUUCAGCAGCGUUCUCAGCAGAUUUACGGUGGCUUGCUACGGGUUCGGAUGACAGCAGGGCGAGGAUCUGGGAUGUGACAACAGGUGAAUGCAUAAGGACAUUUGAAGGUCACCAUGAUUCAGUGUCUUGUGUGGCCAUCUCAUCAAAUAGUCGGCUGCUUGCCUCAGCUUCACGAGACAAGACGAUCAAGAUGUGGGAUGCAACAACAGGGGCGUGUUUUCAGACACUGGAAGGCCAUACAGGUUCAGUUGCAUCUGUAUCCAUCUCAACAGAUGGCCAGUGGCUUGCCUCCGGCUCGCAUGAUUGUACAGCUAGGGUCUGGAACGUGAAGACAGGCGAAUGUGUGCACACGCUCGAGGACCAUACUCGUCUGGUGAGCUCAGUAGCCUUCUCGCCAGAUGGCCAUCAGCUCAUCUCGGGUUCAUACGAUGCGACGGCUAGGGUUUGGGAGAUACCAACUGGCGUAUGCAUGAAGGUCCUUGAGGGGCAUACCUCCAGAUUGACUGCAGUAGCUUUCUCGGCGGAUAACCAGCACCUCGCCUCGUGCGCGCAUAAUAACCAAGUCAAGGUCUGGCAUGCAGCGACUGGAUCGUGUGUAUUGACCCUUAAGACCGACGGUUUUAUUGCCCAAGUUUCGUUCGACCCUAUGACAAACUCUCUCCUCUCUGCCAAUAUUGGAUUUCUAAGUUUGGAUCUGCCGGGUCUACCACCUUCGAUUGAAAAUGAGUCAACCACUGCUGCUACUCAACAAGCUAACCGCGUCGGCUAUGGAAUAAGUUACGAUGGUGAAUGGGUUUUGAAAGGUCGACAGGAGAAAUUGCUUUGGCUACCUACGAAGUAUCGCGCAUCUUCAUCGGCUGUGACAAGGUCAACAAUAGGUCUUGGCUGCGGCUCAGGUCGUGUACUUUUCCUAAAGUUCUCUUAG